UGUUGUUCACGACACACAUCUCUGGGAAGCUAGCUACGCAGUAGACGGAUAGCUAGCACAAUGAAUUUGCUCUAUGCCACGAUAAUAUGAUGAAAUCGAUUUAUCAGAGGAUAUGAAUGUGUUUAAUCGCAAUUAUCAUAGAUUGAUAUUGGUCAAUUCAUUAAUGUGUCAAGGCUAAGACAAGUGUAGCAAGCUCGUACUUGCCGUACAUUUUUGCUUGCAACGCUAACAGUUAGCUACGCCUAUGAUGACACAUUUCAACAAGAAUACAAGAAAGAAAGCCUAGACUCUGCAUGGCGAGCGAGUGGCGGCAGCAGAAGUGACUGUCCCUAGACCAGCCAGAGAGGCCUGUGGCAGAGUGGUGGUGUGGCCCCAGCCCCGUACGGGAGGAGAACCACCAUGGCCUCUCGUCAUCAGAGGAACUCUGUGCGGAUCCUGUCCAGCCGGGAGCGCGGCUCACAGGCCUUUGGCUCCAAGCGCCUGCUGCAGCAGCUGGUGGAGGAGAAGGUCCGCUGGAUGAAAUGGCAGAGUCAGAAAGUGGAGCUGCCAGACAGCCCUCGCUCGACGUUCCUGUUGGCCUUCAGCCCAGACCGGACCCUCAUGGCUUCCACUCAUGUCAAUCACAACAUCUACAUCACAGAGGUGAAGACUGGAAAGUGCUUGCAUUCGCUGGUAGGCCACCGCCGCACGCCCUGGUGCGUGACCUUUCACCCUACCAUCCCAGGUCUGGUGGCCUCCGGGUGCCUUGACGGAGAGGUCCGCAUCUGGGACCUGCAUGGUGGCAGUGAGAGCUGGUUCACGGAAAGCAAUGUGGCCAUUGCCUCACUAGCCUUCCACCCCACUGCCCAGCUCCUCCUCAUCGCCACCAAUAACGAGCUCCACUUCUGGGACUGGAGCCGGCCCGAGCCCUUUGCCGUGGUCAAAACCGGCAGCGAGACUGAAAGAGUCAGGUUGGUGAGAUUUGAUCCUUUGGGGCACAAUCUUCUGACUGCUACUGUGAACCCCUCCAACCAGCAGAAUGAUGAUGACUCAGAGGUCCCCAUGGACAGCGUAGAGAUGCCCCACUUCCGCCAGCGCUCCUUCCUGCCCUCCCAGCCUGUACGCCGCACGCCCAUCCUCCACAACUUCCUGCACAUCCUUUCCUCGCGCUCCUCGGGAGCGCAGGCUGGGGGGGAUGCGUCCCGCCCUGGCGGGGAGAGCAGCGGCGAGCCCCCCAGCAUGCCUUUGGGCCAGUACCCAGCCUCUCAGGACCGUGGACUGCCCUUCCCAGGCUGCACCCAGCACCUGGGCAUGGUGUGCCUAUGCAGCCGCUGCACAGCCAACCGCAGCCCCUCUCUGGGCGAGGGGCCCUCCUCCAGGCCUGUGGUCCUCCCUGAGCACCCUCAGACGGCCCCCCAUGCCUCCACCUUUUCCUCAGCCCGUACGGAGCCCCGACAGCCUUCAGAGCCCAGUGGGGCCCAACAGCGGCCCUCUGCCUUCACAACGGUCUACUAUAGUGCCGGCAGCUCCCUGCACCGUGCCGUGCCUACCACCCACGUGGUCAGCCCGCCCCUGAGCCAGCAGCCUCCGCCACCACCCACCAGCCACCCACCCCUCUCCCGCCCACUGCCCGGACCCGAUUGGACACGCAGCCUGCUGAACAUGAGAGGCUCAGAGAGCAGAACUGGAGGGAGUGAAGGUGGGGUGAGUGGGGUAGGUGGUAUGGGUGGUGUCGGGGGUGGGAUGCUGCCCCCCCGAACCAGCUCGUCCUCCGUCAGCCUGCUGUCAGUGCUCCGGCAGCAGGACGGCUCCUCCCAGUCCCCUGUCUACACUUCCGCCACAGAGGGACGGGGUUUCCCCACGCAGUCAAGCUCUGAACCAGGCUCUGGCCCCGUGGCCAAUCAGCGAGGUGGUGGAGGGGCGGGCACCAGCAGCGGGCACCACCCUUUCUGGGACGGCACGCGCAGCAACCCGACCUCGUUCCGCAACGUGCUCCAGUGCAACCUGAGCCGCUACUUCAUGGAGUUUGACCGCAUGCAGGACCUGGAGUCGCCGCUGGGGGGCGUCGGGGGAGGGGAGGUUGGCCAGGAGCAGACGCAGGAGCUGCUCAACAACAACAUGGACCCGGAGAGACCCAGGCCUUCCUCCUCCCACUAUCAGCCCCAGCCGCCCCCACCAACCCCAGCCGAGAACAACCCCCCUCCCUCCAAUGCGGCUCACUCCUCUCGGGGCCAACUGAACCGCUGCCGGGCCUGCCACAACUUGCUCACCUUCAACCACGACUCCCAACGCUGGGAGCGCACCAGCCCAGCCUCGUCCACCUCCGCUGUCUCCACCCAGGAGGGCUCCAGCUCUCCCUGGCAGCAGCCGACCAGCCCUGCCUAUGAAGAGACCCAUGUGUCACCACAGAGGCGGGAGCCCCAACCCCAGCCACCAGAGAGGGAGAGGAGGGUAACCCAGCCCCCGGAGCCCAGCGAGCGGCAGCCCUCCCCAGGCCCUCAUGGUGCGGCCAUGCCCUUCCCCACCAUUGCGUCAUCCACUGCCCAGCCCGGUGAGCAGACGGUGGGCCUGGUGUACAACCAGGAGACGGGCCAGUGGGAGCGCGUCUACCGCCAGGCCGCCUCCAGCCGCUCCACCGUUGCCGACGCACCGCCAGAGGCCUUAAGCCAGGAAAUGCCUGUGGAUAACCCAGACGAGGACUCUCUGAGGAGGAGGCUGUUGGAGUCCUCCCUCCUCUCUCUCUCCCGCUACGACAUGGGAGGAUCCAGAGACCACCCCAUCUACCCAGACCCUGCCAGGUUGUCCCCGGCUGCGUACUACGCGCAGAGAAUGAUCCAGUACCUGUCGAGGCGGGACAGUAUCCGCCAGCGUUCGCUGCGCUACCAGCAGAACCGCCUGAGGACCCUCUCCUCCUCUUCGGACAGCCCGGCCGGCAACCCCUCGGCCGCAAUGGAGAACAGCGAUGUGGACUUUGAAGAGCUAGAUGACAACGGAGACAGGACGAGGCACCGAACACCACGCAACGCCAGGAUGUCUGCACCUUCACUGGGGCGAUUCGUUCCUCGGCGGUUUCUUUUGCCUGAGUACCUGCCCUAUGCUGGAAUCUUCCACGAGAGGGGACAGCCUGGCCUGGCCACCCACUCCUCUGUCAACAGGGUCCUAGCAGGUGCCUCAAUCGGGGACGGCCAGUCGGCGGUGGCCAGCAACAUAGCCAACACCACCUACCGGCUGCAGUGGUGGGACUUCACCAAGUUCGAUCUACCUGAGAUCAGCAACGCCUCUGUGAAUGUGCUGGUGCCAAAUUGUAAGAUCUACAACGAUGCCAGUUGUGACAUCUCGGCGGACGGGCAGCUCCUGGCCGUGUUCAUACCCAGCAGCCAGCGUGGCUUCCCUGACGAGGGCAUCCUGGCUGUGUACUCCCUGGCACCUCACAACCUAGGGGAGGUGCUCUACACCAAAAGAUUUGGUCCCAAUGCCAUCUCGGUGAGCCUGUCUCCCAUGGGCUGUUACGUGAUGGUGGGCUUGGCCUCCCGCAGGAUCCUGCUGCAUCCCUCCACCGACCACAUGGUGGCGCAAGUGUUCCGGCUGCAACAGCCCCACGGUGGAGAGACCUCCAUCAGGAUGGUGUUCAACGUGGUCUACCCCAUGGCUCCGGACCAGCGGCGGCACGUCAGCAUCAAUUCAGCCAGAUGGCUUCCAGACCCGGGGAUGGGCCUGGCCUACGGGACCAACAAAGGAGACCUGGUCAUCUGCAGGCCUGUGUUCUACCGUAGUGAUGGAGAGAGCCCGGCCGAAGCAAGCGCAGAGCCCAUAUUCACAGUUAACAGCAGUGGUGGAACCAGCAGAACCCGCAGUACAGAUCGACCAGGGGCCCCCAGUCGUUCCAGCUGGAGACUUGACAGAGACAUGGGUCUCAUGAACGCCAUUGGCCUCCAGCCCCGACACCCCGCCCCCUCUGUGACCUCACAGGGCACUCAGACGCCGAUCGUCCAGCUGCAGAACGCCGAGACGCAGACAGAGAGGGACCUCCCCAGGCCCAGCACCUCCCACGCUGCUGCUUAUGAAGUCCGUCAAGAGCUCCCGUCCACGAGCCGUGAGGCCAAAGGGAGCCUCGAGCAGCCACAAACCAGCCAGAUCGAGGAUAGUACCCUGGGGGACGCCUCAACAGAAGCCGGCACCUCUACCGCUAAUACCGGUGAGGCCCCAGAGUACGCCCCGGGAGAGGACGCCCUGGCGCGGAUCCGCCGGCUCAUCGCAGAGGGCGGAAUGACAGCGGUGGUCCAGCGGGAGCAGAGCACCACCAUGGCUUCCAUGGGUGGGUUUGGCAACAACAUUAUUGUCAGCCACCGCAUCCACCGCGGCUCCCAGACUGGGGCGGGUGCUGCAGCCAAGCGGCCUAGCAGCAGUGACCCUAUUCUGGCCGACUCUGGCCCCUCUACAGCCUCCCCUUCCGCUUGCCCCCUCAACUCCCUGUGUCUCAGCCUGGAGCACACCCCUGCUCCCUCAGAGCCUCGCCCAGGCCAGGUGUGGGGUCUGCCCUCCCUUUCUCAACCACAACCCCCUGGCCUAGCCUCAGAGGGUGAGGGGGCCAGUCUCUCAAUGGCCAUGGACAUCGACAACGUGUUUGAAGGAGCCGGCCGAAUGGACGAUUCUGAGCCAGGCCCCUCUUCCUCCCUGCUCUUCUCCUCCUCUUCUUCCUCUCGCGGCUCUUACCCCUCUGGCACCGGCAGAAAUGGCAACAAUAAUAACAACAACAACAACAACGGCAGUAACAACAGAGAUAGUUACCCAGGUGACCCUUACAGCAGGUAGAGUUCUGUGUGACUUGGCCCUUAUUGCCCAGGAGAGGGAGAGAAUCCCUCAGAGGAGAUAGUGGGUGAGUGCUUUGGGUCGACAGACUGUGUAUCACGAACCCUAAAGCCGAGUUGUACACUACACGAUUUUUGGCCCCCGAUUUAGUUGUCGCAGACAUGUUUUUGAGAUCGGAGACCAUGUUGUUGCCAACUCGAACCGUACAAGACGUCCCAAUAUUUUCAAACAUGUUUGAGUUUAUUGGCACAAUGUGUAAUGCUCUGGUAGUGUGAGAUGUAAUAAUGACGCGUUUUGAAAACGGUGAUCGGCAAGGGCAAUGUGAGCUCGCCAGAGUAGAAGCCAGUGAGAUGAUGUAUCACAUCAACCAUAAUGUGUAGAUUCUCGAACAGGAGCGACGACGACUACUACUAGCUAGCUAGUAUGCGUUUGUACUUGCCUUAAAAGCCAAAGUGUCAAAUGGUUAGCGCUAUGAAGUUCACAAGCAAAAUGUAUUGGCUAGAUAUUUCAACUCUAUAGCAAGCGUGGAUGUCUGACUAUAAACUUUUGAGGAUGCUUUGAGCCACAGCUCGUUCUAGCAGUGUUAACAAUCUAAUCACAUCACCUUGUUUUCGCCAGACAGCGUGGUAUCGAGAAUCCUCCCGACUAAGUGAAGAAUCUUGUCUUGUAUCACAUCGUUUAGUGUGCGCACCACUACGUUGGCAAGACAAACUUACAGGUAAGACGGUUGUUCAAUGUGAGCGGCUCAGCGAUGUUUGGAUGUUGAAAGUCGUGUAGUGUACGCCCGGCAUAAAGGAACAGUAUGGCCCUGUCUUGCUGGUGCGCUUCUCCUCAAAGCCUUAUCUCACAAAGAAUGGGUGCUCAGACUCGGCAGGGUAUCCAGCCCUGAACAUAAGGGACAUAAGCUCCCCCCCCUCCCCUCCCCAUGCUGCACCCAUCAGUGGCAUUGUGAUCCCCCUGCAUUUGUGUGCACUUACACUGCACUUAAAAUGGACCUUAGUUGUAUGAUCAUUCCAUGUCAGAAAGGCUUUUACUUGAAUUGUGCCAGCACCGGGGUACCGAUGCUGAGAUUUUUUUUUUUUCAGUCCUUUCUCUUUGCAUAGGUGUGACCGAUAGACAAGGUUACUCCAUUCAAAGUGCCAUGUAAGGGUAAUUGUAAACAACAACGAGAAACAGACAGUUUCUCCAGUGUGUGCAGCGUUCUGGUGCCAUGUGAUUUGAUGUGAAAUAGCGUGCGUUUGCUAUAUUUGGAAGCUUUUUUUCGUUCUUUUUUUUGUUGUUGCUGCCAAGUUGUAGGACAUGUAUUUGUAAUUUGAUGAUAAUGCAUAGCGAGGAAAGAAUCCUAUUGUUGUAUGAAUCAUGAGAUGCGUGUGGCAUAAAGAAAGCCAUGCCUUUCAAGAGAA
This is a messenger RNA of Oncorhynchus tshawytscha (Chinook salmon), 6191 nucleotides long. It is a transcript of the gene ambra1b, whose product is annotated as autophagy/beclin-1 regulator 1b. Lineage: Eukaryota; Metazoa; Chordata; Actinopteri; Salmoniformes; Salmonidae. The record is from RefSeq and is a predicted model, not a curated record. The transcript is spliced from 18 exons. Bases 400 to 4791 code for a protein of 1463 amino acids. Gene Ontology annotation, molecular function: protein binding. Gene Ontology annotation, biological process: autophagy. Gene Ontology annotation, cellular component: intracellular membrane-bounded organelle.